GUUAAUUAACUUUACAAACUGUGUAUGUUUAAAGAGAUUACCAUUCCUGUGUUAAUCUACCGCAAGGAAUUUAUUUUAAUCCACAUCCAGGAAUGUUGUUUCAGGAAAAGUUGUCAACAGAGAAAUAUCAUAGUUUGGAUGUUAACACUAUUGAUGGUAGCGCUGUAUUGCAAGGAGUUCUAAGGGGACGAUUCCAGUAAUUAGAAGAAUAGAUUUUAUCAGAAAUUUUCUGCUAUAAAAGAACCAUGAAAGUUCCAGUUGUCAUUUUAACUUUGGGAAUUUUCUUCAGUUGUAUUUUCGCUCAAAGCACCAGUUUUACCACACAUCUACCUGAACAAAAUCAAGCAACAGUUUCUCCUGAAAAGGGUAACCAGAGUACUCUUUGUAUAAACAAACAGAAUGGUUUAUACAUCGGAGGAUGCAGAUGGUUCUAUCGCUGCAAAGAUGGUAAAACUGUAAACAUAUCCUGUCCUCAUGAUCUUGUGGUAAAUAAGCUCUAUAUGUAUUGUGAUUACCUUGAUAAAGUGGACCCACCAUGUGGUACAGCCCCAAACUGCACAGGAUUAUGGGAUGGCAACUACCCUGACUACAGUCGCAGUUGUAAAUUCUAUUAUUCCUGUUUACGGGACAAGUUCCAUGGUUAUGUGAAAUGUCCUGCUUCUUUGUUCUUUGAUCCAACAAAAGAAGCUUGUGAUUGGCCGAAUUUGAUUGCACCACCAUGUGGAACUAAAGGAGUUUAAAUAAUGCAAUAAACCGCUAAAAGUCCCUUGAAAAAUAUCUGCAUAAAACAAUAAA
Messenger RNA from Octopus bimaculoides (California two-spot octopus), 795 nucleotides. Its product is annotated as peritrophin-1. Lineage: Eukaryota; Metazoa; Mollusca; Cephalopoda; Octopoda; Octopodidae. Gene Ontology annotation, cellular component: extracellular region. The record is from RefSeq and is a predicted model, not a curated record. Gene Ontology annotation, molecular function: chitin binding.